AUGGCUUCAGGAUUCAAUAUUGAAGGUGGAUUUUCUCAAUUCCCAAGUGUUCCAAAAACUGCAUCAAUUAACGGUUUUGCUGAUAGAAUUUAUGAUCAAUUACCAGAAUGUGCUAAAUCAUGUAUGCAUGAAUCAACUGGUUCAACUCCUUGUCCAUAUUGGGAUACCGGAUGUUUAUGUGUUAUGCCUCAAUUUGCUGGUGCAAUUGCUAAUUGUGUUGCUGAGAAUUGUAAAGGUCAAGAAGUUAUUAAUGUUGAAUCAUUAGCUACUUCAAUUUGUUCAAGUGCUGGUGUUUGGGAACCUUAUUGGAUGAUUCCAGCAAGUGCUUCAUCUGCUUUAGAUGCUGCUGCAACUGUUGAAGCUGAAACUACUCCGACUUCAACUCAAGAAGAAGAAGCUACUAGUGAAACCACUACUGCUGCUCCAUCAACUACUCAAGCUCCAGAAACUACUUCUGCUGCUCCUGAAGAAACUACAUCUGCUGCUACUUCUGCUGAAGAAGAACAUCAUGACACUACUACCGCUGCUGAAGAACAUGAAGAACAUAGCUCAACUACUGCUGCUGCUGAAUCAAGUGCUGCAGCUGAAGGAGAAGAUGACCAUGACCAUGACCAUGAUCAUGACCACGAUCACGAUCAUGAAUCCGGUUCAGCUUCAACUUCAGUUGUUGCAUCAUCAAGUGCUGAUGCAGAAGCCUCAUCAAUCUCAGUUGAAGUUGCUAAUGGUGCUGCUGUUAAAGGUUUAGCUAUGGGUGGUGUCAUUGCUGCUGUUGCUGCUUUAAUCUAG
This is a messenger RNA of Lodderomyces pseudojiufengensis, 786 nucleotides long. Its product is annotated as CFEM domain-containing protein. Bases 1 to 786 code for a protein of 261 amino acids. NCBI's taxonomy places the organism in Eukaryota, Fungi, Ascomycota, Pichiomycetes, Serinales, Debaryomycetaceae. The transcript has a single exon. The record is from RefSeq and is a predicted model, not a curated record.